CUGCUGAGCUGAGGACAGAUUUUCAGGUGCUUCUUUGCAAGAUUGUUGCCGGGGUUGCCAGUCAUAUUUGCCUUCUUCCUACCCGUUUCCUUCUCUGACUACCUGCUGCUGUUGUCCUGCCUGCCUGUGACCAACUGUAAGCCUGAUUCUAAUCUAGCAAACGUGCUUUUAAACCUUUAAGUGUUUGCAUUUGGGGUUUCGUUAUGUGAUGCCUGCUGCUGGAGAGAUGAAACUGCUGCCAAGCAUGUAAUUGCCAUUACUGCUGAGUUAUCGAGAGGAGAUACACUGAAGGAUCUGAUAUACAAUGGCCUCUGACCGGAUACCCAGGACUAAUGAAAAUGAAGAGGAAGACCCGCUUUGCAUCCCUUUCAGAGGGCCUCAGUUUCAGGCGAUGGACAGAUACGAGAUGCUGACCAUCUUAAAGGGAGAGGAAGAAGAGAAGAUGAAAGCUGACUUAAUCCAAUCCUUCACACUGCGCUCUGGUGAUGUUGAAGCUGCCUGGAACACCAAUACCAACGCCAACCCCAGUGCAGAGUGUCAGAGGUACGUGGAGCUGAGGGAACUAAUGAAGGACCAGAAGCAGCAGACGUACUGGCAGGAGACUGGCCGAUGGGGGGGCUACGAGGAGAGCUUUGACCCCCAGUCAGGGGUGUGGGGGUCCUCGCACAUCUCAUACCUCACCUUCAAGAGCCUCAUCCAGCUGCGCCGCACCAUGAACACGGGUGUGACGAUUUUUGACUGUGAAGAGCAAACCAUGGCCAGCAUCGCUGAGAAGAUGGUCAACGAGAUGGUUAACAAGAGGGAGAUCAGACCAGGAGACCGGGAGGGAGUGCUGAAAUCUCUGCUUCAAAACCGCAGCCAAUCAGCUGACCCGGAGAGCCAAGCCCUGACUGAUGGGACGGACCUGAAGAAGUUUUCAGUCAAGGAAAGGAGGGAUGAAUCUGACACUGUAGAGGCCUCCAUGGUACUAGUAGGAGCCUUGGACUUUCUGGAAAGGCCCACAGUUGUGUUUGUGCGUCUUAAGGAAUCGUUGGUCCUUGACUCUGCCCUGGAGGCCCCGAUGCCUGUACGCUUUCUCUUUGUCUUGGUGGGGCCCAGCAAGACUGACAUGGACUACCACGAGACUGGCCGUGCUAUGGCAGCUUUAAUGGCUGAUAAAGUGUUCAAUCAGGUAGCUUUCCAAGCAAAGAGUGCCCGUGAGCUGACAGAUGCGGUGUCCGACUUCAUGGACUGCAGCAUCGUCAUCCCACCCACAGAGAUCCAGAACGAAACAAUGCUCUCCUCAAUUAUCAGCUUUCAGAAGAAACUGCUGCAGGACAGAUUCCAGAGCCCUGAUUCCCCACUCAGCUCAGACUUCAAGCCCCGCAGGGUUUCCAUUUCUAGCGGGCCUCCACCUGAAGACCCCCUGUCCCGUACUGGCCAACUGUUUGGCGGGAUGAUUCGAGACAUAAAGAGACGCUACCAAUACUACAAAAGUGACAUCACAGAUGCUCUUAAUGCCCAGGUCCUUGCUGCUGUCAUCUUCAUCUACUUCGCCGCCCUCUCUCCCGCCAUUACCUUCGGAGGACUGCUGGCUGAUAAGGUGGACAACAUGAUGGGCGUUCCAGAGCUCCUCAUCUCCACCAGCAUUCAGGGGAUCAUCUUCUGCUUUGUUGCAGCUCAGCCUAUCCUGGUGAUAGGCUUCUCCGGUCCUCUGCUAGUGUUUGAGGAGGCCUUCUUUGCUUUCUGCAAGUCUCAGGGCAUUGAGUAUAUUGUUGGGAGAGUGUGGGUUGGGGUGUGGCUGGUCCUCAUUGUGGUCAUCAUCGUGGCCUUUGAGGGAAGCUUCCUGGUGCGUUUCAUCUCCCGCUUCACCCAGGAAAUCUUCUCCAUCCUCAUCUCCCUCAUCUUCAUCUAUGAAACCUUUGCAAAGCUAGGGAGGAUAUUUAAAGCCCAUCCACUGGUUCUGAAUUACGAUCAUCUGAAUUCAAGUCUAGAAAACCCCUGGCACCCAAGGGUUGAAGAGACCAUUAUGUAUGACAAUGCUACCGGGAACGUGACUGUUAUCGUCAGCACAGUUAAGCCACCUUAUCCCAACACAGCCCUGCUUUCCAUGUGCCUCAUGUUAGGCUGCUUCUUCAUUGCCUUCUUCCUGCGACAAUUCAAGAAUGGUACUUUUCUUCCAGGAAAGGUCAGACGUUUGAUUGGUGACUUUGGUGUGCCCAUUUCCAUUUUCCUCAUGAUUCUCGUGGACUACAACAUUCAGGAUACCUACACUCAGAAACUGGUGGUUCCCAAAGGUCUGAUGGUGUCCGACCCAUCCAAAAGAGGGUGGCUCAUCAAUCCCUUCGGAGAGCACAAGCCUUUUCCUGUGUGGGUGAUGUUUGCGUGUUGUGUCCCAGCCUUGCUUGUCUUCAUACUGAUCUUCCUGGAGUCUCAGAUCACAACCCUUAUUGUGAGUAAACCUGAGAGGAAGAUGGUCAAGGGUUCUGGGUUUCACUUUGACUUGCUGGUUUUAGUCGGCAUGGGAGGAAUCAGUGCAAUAUUCGGUGUGCCCUGGCUCAGUGCUGCCACGGUGCGAUCUGUCACCCACGCCAAUGCUCUCACAGUCAUGAGCAAAGGACCAAAACCUGUGAUUGAAAAGGUGAUGGAGCAGAGGAUCAGUGGCAUUCUGGUGGCAUUGCUGGUUGGUCUGUCAAUUCUGAUGGAACCGAUCCUAAAGAUGAUUCCCAUGUCAGCCUUGUUUGGGAUCUUCCUCUACAUGGGAGUUACCUCACUCAAUGGCAUCCAGCUGUGGGAUCGUAUGUUGCUUCUGCUCAUUCCUAAGAAAUACCACCCUGAUGAACCCUAUGCCACCAGAGUGAGCACAGGACGAAUGCACUUGUUCACAGCCAUCCAAAUAGUGUGCCUUGCAGUUCUGUGGCUUAUUAAGUCCAGUCCAAUAUCCCUCGCACUUCCCUUCGUGCUCAUCCUCACCAUCCCUCUGCGUAUGUUUAUGACUGGGCGUCUCUUCACCGAAAUGGAAAUGAAAUGUUUGGAUGCUGAUGAUGCCAAAGUGACUUUUGAAGAGGAGCCCGGGCAGGAUGUAUACUAUGAAUCUCAGAUGCCACUGUAGAAGUCUUCCGUGACAGCUGACAACAACAUUUUAUUUUGACAAAAAUAUAUUUAUUUUAUGUGUGACUCAAAUGAAUGUUUCAACUACCUACAUGUUCUGACUGUUUCUUUUUUCAUGAAAAUUGCAGAUAUAGACAUUUUUAAUGAAAAAUUUUCUUCUUCUUUCUUUUCAACAAUUACUCAGGUGAAUUCUUCACAUCAUGUUGUUUUAUUUCAAAUAACUUGUGCUUUACACAUCACUGAAGCUGGAAAUAUUCAUGUAAGUUAUUGGCAAGUUUGUUUUUUUUACCUAAUAAAAAGGCAUUUUUAGGCCAUGAAAUCAAAGUGAAAUGAAAAAAAUUAACAGUGAAUGGUGAGAGGAAAAUAUUGUAGUGUUAAAAGCCAUUGAUAAAAGACAUUGAAUGUAAUGUUGUUACAGUUAUUAUUGAAUCCACUUGACUUUAAUGUGAGAACAAUGCACACUCUGGGUUAAAUAAUUCAUAAUGUGUAAGGCAAUGAUGCAAACAAAGUUAUAUUUAGAUAUUAGAUAUCUUGGUAAGAAUUGUAUAUUUUAGCAAGAAUGAUCAACCUGGUAACACUGAAGGGCAAAAAGACAACACCACAAUGUAGGGAUAGAGAAAAUGUUGAAUUUAUUGUGUGUUGUUAAAAUGUAUACUUUGUGUUGUUUAGCUGUCUUAUUGCCAUCUCUCUACAAAUAAAAACUACCUCCCAAAA
Messenger RNA from Scatophagus argus, 3804 nucleotides. RefSeq names its product solute carrier family 4 member 1b (Diego blood group) (gene slc4a1b). The record is from RefSeq and is a predicted model, not a curated record. Gene Ontology annotation, biological process: transmembrane transport; regulation of intracellular pH; bicarbonate transport. The transcript has 21 exons. Lineage: Eukaryota; Metazoa; Chordata; Actinopteri; Scatophagidae. Bases 305 to 3091 code for a protein of 928 amino acids. Gene Ontology annotation, molecular function: solute:inorganic anion antiporter activity; bicarbonate transmembrane transporter activity; monoatomic anion transmembrane transporter activity. Gene Ontology annotation, cellular component: basolateral plasma membrane; plasma membrane.